Neoarius graeffei (lesser salmon catfish) is the source of this 5397-nucleotide messenger RNA. It is a transcript of the gene syde2, whose product is annotated as synapse defective 1, Rho GTPase, homolog 2 (C. elegans). NCBI's taxonomy places the organism in Eukaryota, Metazoa, Chordata, Actinopteri, Siluriformes, Ariidae. The record is from RefSeq and is a predicted model, not a curated record. The transcript is spliced from 7 exons. Bases 113 to 4627 code for a protein of 1504 amino acids. Gene Ontology annotation, biological process: signal transduction.
GUAGAGAGAGAGAGAGAGAGAUGGAGCCGCGGUUGGAGGAACGGGACCCGGUCUCCCUGAAGCGGCUCUGCUGAACCCUGGCGACCGGAGACCCGAACCGGGGAGCGGCGGAAUGGCCGAUCCUCUGCGGCGGACUCUGCUCGCCAAACUCCGGGGGAAGAAAACCAAGAAGGGUUCGGUACCGGGCGCCUGGAGCACCGAAGAAGGUAAAGAGAAAGUUUUGCGUGCUCGGGACGCGCACAGUCAGCGAGCGGCCGCCGCCAUCGCGGAGCGGGAUUCCGUGCCGAGCGCGCUGAGAGGUAAGCAGGGCUGUGUGUGCGGGGGGUUCGAGCGCACAGGCGCGCGCUGGGCCGACCAAAACGAGCCGCGUGUGCACGUGCACGCCGGGCGGGGGGGCGAUCAGAGCGGCGGAUCCGGGGGGCCAGGCGCACAGACGCUCUCGGGGGCCUCCGGGCAUAAGAACGAGCCGUUCCUUACAAAUGAAGUGGACAAGCAGCCGGUGGCAGUUCCGCGGAGACACACCGAAGGAGACUCGAUAGGGUUCGGGAACGGCAGCGAGGUUCCCUUCAUGCUUGCCAUGGAUACCGUUAAAAAUGCACACUCCAGAGAAGCUGCUUUCAAAACCAGCAUGACCAAAGAAAAAUAUGUAGAGGUGGAACGAUACCAGAACACUGGCAGACCAGAACCUGGCGGAACCGAGAUGGACCAUUCAGAUCCACCUGGCCUUUUCCAGUAUCUCCAUUCCAGACAUGCUCACGAACACGACUUGAUCCGGACUAUUGAAAGUUCUUUAGAGCUUUGUGAAGAUUUCAGCAUGCCUUCUUUGCAGAGUCCUACCUUCUUCCCCACAGAGCUGGAGAUCGUAGAUGCUGAUUUGACUCCACACCUGGUGUGUGCAAGAGAGGGAAUGAAUCGCCACAAUUCCAUAGACAGUGAGGACGAGGACUAUUAUGAUAAUGAAAUCUUGCCAUUUUACGAGUCCCGGAGCAAAGAGUCAAACAACAGCGAAGAUCCAUCCAGAGCUUCUUUGCAGUCUGAGUCAGACCAGAUUGUUGAUUCCAGCGCUCAGGAAACGGACAGGCUCAGGAGUCAACUCAAAGAAGCGUACUACCUCCUGAUAAACGCCAUGGAUGGCAUCACUUUUGAUGGGCAGAUACAGUCAAAUAGCUACGUGGAGCAAAGCAGCAGCUCGAGUCAGUCUCGUGAUAGCCUGAGUUUAAGUUCUGAUUCUUCCAUGAGGCUCUCCAGGUCCUCUGGAGAACAUGGUGGCCACCAUUGGACCCUUCCAAUUCCUGGAGAAAGCAGUGCUUCUGACCGUGGGAGUUCUCAGAGGAGCAAAAGUUUGCAGAAUCUUCUCCUGACCCAAAGGAGGCCUAAUCUACAGCGCUCCAUGAGUGAUAGUGGUGUCCGGUAUCCUCUGCAGGAAAACCAAGGUGAGCCGUGCUCCGAAAAUGGGACCCUCACUGAAUAUGUGCCAGUUGAUACACCUCCAUUGGCAAAUGGUGGAGACCUGGAUUUGGAGACUGCAGCUAGCGAACCCAUGGUUUCAGAGGAGGAGAAUAGUGGUUCCAUUAGUAACCAGGACGCUUCUGAUGGAGUUCCCCACAGAACGUCUGACCCAUUGCGCUCACAGCAGAUGAAUAUUAACAGACAUGUUGGAACAAGUGCAGCAAAACCUCCUGGGGUCACAGUGAACAAGAUGCAGGAGUGGAUGCACAAGGGCCGCUUGCUUUCAUCAGAGAUGAGGCAGAGAAUCGCUGGAUCUUCCUCACAUGGAGUGGCUCAGGAGCGCCAUGGAAAUGAGAGCCAAGCCUGGGCCAAAACCUUCAGCCAGGCCAGCGCCAUCGGUGGCGAAAAAAUAGGAAUCGUAAACCCUUCAAGUGGGCAUCACUCAGUACCGGUGAUGGACACCCGAGACUCUUGCUCUCGCCCAGUUCCUCUAAACUCCAUCACUGUCUCCAAGAAGCGUAACUGGCUGAAUCAGAGCUCCAUGCGGCCCUCGUUAAUCUCUGAUGAGGACAACCAUGCACACCCUCCACAAGUACACACUCACACUCAACCAAAAACGUGCACUCGAUCCCAUACUCAUAUACCCCAUGUCCCCACCUCUGACCCUGCUGAGGAGAAUGACGCUGACGACGAGGGUGAGAUCUGGUACAACCCGAUUCCUGAGGAUGAGGAGGUUGUGCUCCAUCAUGGGGAGCAUGGAGCAAGAGUGCUGAAACGGACGAGUGGUGAGGAAGGGGUCGGAGCCUCCAUUUCUUCCAGGGAAUCUGGGAACUUGAAUGCCAGUUAUUCCAGUGAGCAGAAACAUGUGUACAGACAGAUGUGCAGAUCACAGGAGGAGAAACCCACAACAGAAUCUCCUGAGCAAAGUAUAUCAGGCUUCUCCCCCCCCUCCAGUCCAAACCCGGCUAAGAAGAGCUGCUCGAUUAACUGGUCGUUCCCAGAGCGCAUCAAAUCUCCACGCACUGUUCGCAAACUCUCAAUAAAGAUGAAGAAGCUUCCUGAGCUCAGCAGGAAGCUCAGUGUUAAAGGGAACCCGACUAAUGGACAGAUGGAAAAUAGGACCCACCUGCUUAGAGCCAAUGGUCCGGCUGAUCUGGGCUCAGGAGGUGUGUCCACAGCAUCCACAAGUGGCAACGUGAUCUGGCGGUAUCACUUGGAUAGCAGUGUGUGCACACAGCAGCAGAAAAAGAGCAGUGGCUUAGGAGCUCCUAAAUCGGCCAUUAAAGGCGGGUACUUGAGCGACGGGGACUCACCGGAACUAGUCGCCAAAUCAGCCAAACAUGGCUCGUGUUCUAAAUCUCACCAGAAAAUGCAGGAAAAGGAUUCCUUUUUGAAUUCUGGCAUCUCCAAACUGGCUGAUGUGGCUUCUUUCCGUCCUUACUGCUUGCCAGAACAGGCAAAGUGCGCAUCAUCACCACCCGUCUCAGGACUGCUGAGUGUACACUUGUGUGGCGCUGAGGGUCUAAAGACACCACGGAGUGACGAAUCGCGCCACAUCUACUGCGCUAUUCAAGUUGACGAGGCAAAGCGAGCACGCACAGCGCUGCUCCCCUGCCACGCCGACUUCCUCGCCAUGGACCACACCUUCCAGCUGGAGCUGGAGGAAGCUCAGCGGCUCCGCCUCGUCCUCUUCGGCUGUGAAGCAACAACGGCACCAAGGAGGCAGCGAGUGUGCUGUCAUGGAGCUGUGGCACUGGCGCCACUCUUCAGGAUACUAAACACAGCCCGUGUGCACCGGCUUGCCGUGCGCCUUGAGCCACGUGGGGUCAUCUACGUCAAACUGGGAUUGACGGAAAGGCGGCAGAGCUUGACAGAAGGGAACGAGGUGGAGAAGGAACGAGAGAGGGAGGUUUUCGGAGUGGAUGCAGCACGAGUGGUGGAGCGCGAAGCCACCGGGCUCAUGGUGCCACUCAUCAUCGAGAAGUGCAUUGGCGAGAUUGAGAGGAGAGGAUGCCAGGUGGUGGGACUGUAUCGCCUGUGUGGCUCGGCUGCGGUCAAGAAGGAGCUGAGGGAGGCGUUUGAGAGGGAUAGCCAUGCUGUAGAGCUGUCGGAGAGCAAUUACCCUGACAUCAACGUCAUCACAGGUGUUCUUAAAGACUAUCUGAGGGAGCUACCUCAUCCUCUCAUCUCUAAGCCUCUGUACGAGGCAGUUCUAGACGCCAUGUCCAAGCGGCCGCUGAUGAUCGGAAACAGCGGCUGUGAGAACGACUCUGCCGAUUCGGAGCACGCCGCCGGGUUGCUUGAGACGCUGCCUGUAGUUGAGAAGAGGACUCUGAGGAAACUUCUGGACCACCUGAAGCGCGUCGCAUCACAUCAUGAGUUGAACAAGAUGACGUGUCAGAACCUGGCUGUGUGUUUUGGACCUGUGCUGCUCAGUCAGAGACAGGACGCUUCAGGUCUCGCUAACCGAGUGUUCAUGGACUCGGAGGAGCUAGCCAGCGCUCUGCACUUUAAGAAGCACAUCGAGGUUCUGCACUACCUGUUGCAGCUGUGGCCAGUUGCGGAUGUCCAGAGCAAACCCUCGUCUCUUGCCCUGGACCCCCCUGCCCCAGUGAGGAGAAGAAAAGAGCGCCCUCAGGUGUUAAACCUGAGCGAUGCUGAGCUAGCGGGAGUUCUCCGUCCCCGUCCUGGGCGCUUGGACAGUCCAAGCAACCGCUACGCUGGAGACUGGAGCGAUUGCAAGGAGACGUACCUCCAUCAGAUGCACCCAGAGGAGGCAGAGGAAGCAGACUAUGCCGACGUGCCGAGUGAAGAGGAGAAGGACGAGGGCAAGGACAAAGAACGAGGGGAAGAGGAUGAUGAAAUGCUAGAGAGUAGAAAAGCUGUACAAAUAGAAGUGGAGAAGGAGCAAAAGUCUGAUGUUCAGGAAGAUGUUUUUGUUGGAGAACAACAGAAAAUUGAAGACAUGCCAUUGCUAAUGUCAUAUGAUCGAAUGCUAGUGGCGCGAGAAGAGCACAGAGCCAAAGAGCACACAUAUCAGGCAUUCAUGAAGAUCCAGGAGAUCAGCCCUGUUCUGAGUAACAGGGUGAACCUGCGAGAUCUUCAGGAAAGCAUUGACACGCUCAUUGGCAACCUGGAACGAGAGCUGAACAAGAACAAGUUCAAUGUCGGGUACUGAGAUGCUAAACACCAAGUCAGAUUUUGGUUUUUGGUAUCUCCAUGAUGAAACUUCAGGAUUUUGGUCUCUCAAACAUCGCACUUCUUAUCAACUCACACACACUACAGACUUACUCACAUUCCUUACGUUUAAAUAUCUGACUUUAGAGGCCUCUGAGGUUUCUUCUCGGGUUCCGUGUCAUCUGGUUUGGUUUGUUACGUUUCUUCUUAUUAGAAGAAGCCAUUGAGCCCUGAGGGGUGAGCCAGAUGCCUUAAUUGUGUAAAGGUGGUACUUAAGGCUGGGGAGAACUUUUUUUAAUAAUUUUUAUUAUUUCUAUUGAGGUACAGAAAAUGCAAACCAGUGCACUUAUAAAGCCAGCUUUCAAAGUCAGGGUCAGGGAUUAAGGCCAUUGAUACUGGCAUGAAAUACAGUUAAAUGAGUAGAUCCUUACACUAAACUUUAAACAUGCUAAUAUUCCAUGCAAUAAACCAGAAACAAUCCAGAAAUACCAAAACCAUCUGUACACUUAAAAAUAAACUACAUCUACCCAAAAGAUACCUACUUCCGAAGAUCCCUAAUCUGUACACACCUCUAAAUUCCUGAAAUAUUAACACCCAAAAGGUUUUAAACUACCACUUCAUAGGAUCUACACCCCUGGAAAAAAAAUUAAAAAAAAUAAAAUCCAGAAAUCAAAACACACUUUUAAAGCCUUAAAGUGCCAUUCCACCAUUGGAUGUAUUCUUUGGCAUAAAAUACAAUAUAUUUUAUGACAACAUGACUAGACAGAGAAA